UUUAUUGAUUGCGAUUGUGUGUAUGUGAAAAUUUUAAAGGUUUUGAAACGAAAAAAAAGAAAAAAAUGUCUGAUUUAUCAUCAAACGAAUCAAAUACAGUAAUAACAAUAUCAGAAGAUACUACUCAACAAUCCGAUGAUGAAAAAUCAGCAACAACAACAACAACAACAGAUUCAUCAUCAACAUCGAAAAGUAGUUCAAAGGAAAAACCAAGUGAAAAACCAAAACCAACUGGUCCGGCUGCUGGUGGCUUUUUCGAAAUGCAUUUACCCGAAAAUUGGGGUACAAUCCGAUUAUGGGCCGAACAACAACAAGUAAAAGAAAAUGGUUAUGAUCAUUAUGUAUUACGUUUUAAUGAUCAAUCACAACCUGUUGAAGAACCAAAACCAUUGGAAGGUAAUCAAAUUGUAAAAGAACAUUUUGAUCAACAAAAAGAUAUUAAACAAACAAAUGCUGUUACUGUUUGUAGUGGUAAUGUUGAACAAACAUUAGAACCAUUACAACGGCCACAACCAAAAGAAACGGUUAAAAUUCGUUGGAAUGAAUAUUCAUUCGAUCCAUUUCCAGAAACAACAACGGGUAAAAUUGAAAAGCCACCAUCACAACAAGUUGAACAACAACAGUCAAGUGGACAAUUUGAUGAAAUGCUACAAAGAAGAGGUUGAAGAUUGGUUCAUUUUCUUCAAUCAUUAUUAUUAUUAUUAUUGCCACUAAAAUAAUGUAUAAAAAUAUUUAGCUAAAUUUAAA
Molecule: messenger RNA, 747 nt
Organism: Dermatophagoides pteronyssinus (European house dust mite)
Lineage: Eukaryota; Metazoa; Arthropoda; Arachnida; Sarcoptiformes; Pyroglyphidae
Source: RefSeq, a predicted model, not a curated record